AUGUUCUACGAAGGCACUUUGCAAAAUGGUGUUACCGCUCCUGAGCGAUUGCGUAAGAAUGUCGAUUUCCCUUGGCCAGUUCCGACGCUUCCCAUGUUCUUCUAUCAAAAUUUGGGACAAGAAGAAAUUUCCAGCAGUGGUACAUCUUUCUUGAAUCGAACAGAAGCAUCCAAUGUCGAGAAGAUCAUUACAGCAUUCUUCAAAGCCGGUAUUACACCUGAUCAGAUUGGUGUCGUUACGCCAUACGAAGGUCAAAGAAGCUUCAUCGUCAACUAUAUGCAGUUCCACGGCAAAUUGCGCAAAGAGUUCUACAAAGAAGUGGAAGUAGCAAGUGUGGACGCUUUCCAAGGUCGUGAAAAAGACUACAUCAUUCUCUCUUGCGUGCGAUCUAAUGAACAUCAAGGUAUUGGAUUCUUAUCGGAUCCUCGUCGAUUGAAUGUUGCUUUGACACGUGCAAAGUAUGGAUUGGUCAUCUUGGGAAAUCCAAAGGUGUUGAGCAAGCAUCCCUUGUGGCAUUACUUACUGGUUCACUACAAAGAGAAAGGAUGCUUGGUGGAAGGAGCGCUCGCCAAUUUGCAACCAUCUAUGAUUCAAUUCAGCAAACCUCGUAGACCGUUGCAACGACCGGGUGAUCUCAUGGCUCGUCAUCGUCAUGAUGCACAAGGUGUUGUGGGAGGUGCAGAUGCAUCACGCAAUCCCGCUGGACCUCUGCGUACGGGUGCAAGUGAACAUGUGAAUCCACCUUUGAAUCAUCCUGCAUUCUAUCGUUCUCACGAUCCGAUUGGCUAUAUUCCAAGUGAUGCACAAAGUGUUACCUCUCUUGGAACACAGGCUCCUUAUCCCUCCAAUCGUUUGCCUCCCUUCUCCAGUGCCGCUAGUUCAAUCAGCGCUGCUUCUUCGCGAAUGAUGCCAAAUGGUUUGGGCCAUGGGGGCUAUGGCUAUGGAGGCGGAAAUUAUGCAGGCAGCAUUGCUAGUCAAGAUUUGGAUAACGAGAGUAAUGCUGGUGGACCGACGUCCAGUAUCGCACCAAGUAUCACUUACAGCCAAAGUGACCGUUUGAAACGUGCUUGGAUACAUACAAAGGUCAUGCCAGAGGCAUGGAAGAUGACGAUAUGCAAAGCACAUAUUCGGCAGCGAUGA
This is a messenger RNA of Meira miltonrushii, 1140 nucleotides long. RefSeq lists its product as uncharacterized. The record is from RefSeq and is a predicted model, not a curated record. Gene Ontology annotation, biological process: nuclear-transcribed mRNA catabolic process, nonsense-mediated decay. The transcript has 2 exons. Lineage: Eukaryota; Fungi; Basidiomycota; Exobasidiomycetes; Exobasidiales; Brachybasidiaceae. The coding region runs from base 1 to 1140 and encodes 379 amino acids. Gene Ontology annotation, cellular component: cytoplasm. Gene Ontology annotation, molecular function: RNA helicase activity.